AUGCCGGCGCCACCGCCGCUAAUGAUAUGCGACCCGCUGCUGCCAGGCAACUUGGAAACUCGAGGACGCAAGAUUCGGGAUUCCCUCGGAACGAAGGAAACUCCCGGAAAGUUUCCUCGAGCGGCUUCUUGCCGGGUUCAAGGACGGAUACGUCACAUCUGUCGCAGUUCCGUCUCACCUACGCUCGAAUUUCGAACACACGCAAAGACCUUUGCGAUAACGGUACAAAUUCUCGCGUACCCUUUAGUUAAUAUAAUUCGGCGUUACAGUUUCCUGCAUUAUACACCCUCGUUGCCGAGUACGGCGGAGUCCACCGUUUCAAUCGCUCAGGUAGCGAUUAAGAUAAUAGACGUCGAGCAGGGCAAGAAGGACUACGUGAUGAAGAACCUGACGAGGGAGGCGAAGGUCCUGUCAAUGUUGCAGCACCCGAGCAUCGUGAGGCUCUACGAAACUAUCUGGUGCGGAUCCAUGUACUAUCUCGUGACGGAACUCGCAACCGGCGGCGACCUGUGCACACACAUUAAGGAGCAGCCGGCCGGUAAACUGGACGAGAACACGGCGAGGCUCUAUGCCAGACAGCUGGUCGCCGCGCUCAAGCACAUGCACUCGAAAGGAGUCGUUCACCGGGAUCUUAAAAUGGAGAACAUCGUACUGCAGGACGAACGCAAGCAACAGAUCAAGAUAGUGGAUUUUGGUCUCAGCAAUGUUUACACUAGCAACGAUCCUCUGCGAACGCAAUGCGGAUCCCCGGAGUAUGCCGCUCCCGAGCUCUUCGUCGUAGGUAAACGAUACGGGCCGGAAGUGGAUUUAUGGAGUCUGGGAGUCGUUUUGUAUGGAAUGACUAUCGGCCGACUUCCAUUCCUGUGUCCCCGCGACGAAUGGACGACGUCGGAGGAACGUCGACGAAAGCUGAUGAUUCAGAUCAACAGGGGCUUGACGUCGAUCCAGGAGAAAGCCAUGCACCAAACGUCCAUUGAAUGCAGAAAUCUGAUAAACCGCCUACUCGUUCCAUCGGCUCGUGAGAGGAUCACCAUUCAAGAGAUCCUUGAUCACCCGUGGAUUUUCGCGUCAUCGAAGAGCAAUUUUCGUUUUUACUCUGAAGGCGACUUGAAUGUCUCUAAUCACGCCACGAUAGUGAACGAGAUCGCGACGGCAAUGCGAACAACUACGGCUGCUGUCGAGGCUGAAAUAAUGAGACGAAAGUAUGGAGAAAUUGGCGGCAUGUAUAAUAUUAAAAAGCAUAAAUUGCAUCAAGCAGCCGCUGCUGUUUAUCAGCUAGCACCGCAACUUCCUCAAAAUUCUACGCGUCGAAUUGAAGACAUUUCAUCAUCAUCCAUGACUAUCAGAACGACGAAGGAUAAUUUACGAAACGGUACAUCCGGGAACUCUGACAAUACCGAUCGCAUAAUCGUCAUGCGACGCAGCCAGGUGCAAGAUCGAUCGGUCAAGAAAUCCUCAUUACACGGUUCCACGGCGUGGAACUGGCGAUGCCGUUCCGGAAACGAAAAUCGCUCUUCCGAGGAAAGGAGAAAUUACAGGAUUUGUUAUGAUCCUACGAAUGCGUCCUUAUCACCCCAGCAGUGUCGUGUGCCGCAAAUUCUAAAAAAUGAAUGCAAUAAGAUUUCAGAUCGGCAAUCGUACAGAGAUGAGACGUGGAAAUCAAGAAAUUCUGCAUCAUGUAAUAUUUCCAAAAAGAUAGAGAAAAAAAGCGAUACAUCUAAGAUUUGUAAAGCUGAUUGCGAAAUAAUUCCCAGUCCUUCGACUUUGCAAACCUAUUCGCGUGUUAGUAGCAAAAGCGUACCUGCUUCACGAAUUAAAGAGACUAUUCAUAAAAAGAUACUGGCUCCACCAUGGCGAAGUCGAGUCGGCAGUGCGAGAAUUGGAAGAGAUACGUGAAACUGGAAGCGUCUUUGGAACGAAGCGUGAAAAAUGGCGGCGUUUUCGCUUUUCGACGAGUAGAAAAAAAAACCUGACGAAAGAGUAUCGCAUUAAAUUGUUUGCAUUCCCCAUCGAU
This is a messenger RNA of Monomorium pharaonis (pharaoh ant), 2014 nucleotides long. RefSeq names its product MAP/microtubule affinity-regulating kinase 3. Gene Ontology annotation, cellular component: cytoplasm. The record is from RefSeq and is a predicted model, not a curated record. The coding region runs from base 1 to 1896 and encodes 631 amino acids. Lineage: Eukaryota; Metazoa; Arthropoda; Insecta; Hymenoptera; Formicidae. Gene Ontology annotation, molecular function: ATP binding; protein serine/threonine kinase activity; tau-protein kinase activity. Gene Ontology annotation, biological process: intracellular signal transduction; microtubule cytoskeleton organization; protein phosphorylation. The transcript is spliced from 13 exons.